Brachypodium distachyon (stiff brome) is the source of this 980-nucleotide messenger RNA. RefSeq lists its product as uncharacterized. The coding region runs from base 266 to 574 and encodes 102 amino acids. Lineage: Eukaryota; Viridiplantae; Streptophyta; Magnoliopsida; Poales; Poaceae. The record is from RefSeq and is a predicted model, not a curated record. The transcript has a single exon.
CAACCCGAAGCGAACAAACCAAACCUCACACCACGCACCUGUCACGCCACCUCCCCUCCAAUCGCGGCCGUCCUUAUCGCAUCGCACGACCCCACUCCUCCCAUCCCCUGGCCGCGCGUCCCCGUCCGCCUCGAUCAGCUAACCCAGACAAAGGCCAGACCAAGUGAGCAACCAACCAUCAAUACCCACCUUCACUCCCCGUCCCGGAACUCCAUUCUGUAGUCUCGGUUCUCUCCUCUCACUCUCUCUACCUGCAAGGCCUGCCAUGUGGGCCUCGCCGGGGAGGCUGCCGGCGACGGAGGAGGACGCGGGGGAGCAGCGGGCGGGCGGGGGGCAGAUGGCGUCGUGCUGGGGCCGCUUCGGGGUCGCGGCGCUGUGGCAGAGGCUCCGGCAGCUCAGCCUGGCGCGGCGGAGGGCGCGGCACGGCUCCAUCGUCCUCGGCGCCGGCGGCGGGCUCAACUACGACCCGCUCAGCUACGCGCAGAACUUCGACGACAGCAGCCUCGGCCUCGAGCACCACGAGCCGGACUUCACCGCCAGGUUUGCGCCCGCCCGCAACGGCACGCGGGCGUGAUCGAGGACAUGCCUGACGAUCGACGCGCGUGAGGGCUUCUUGGCGCCUUUUUGGCAUGGCAUGGCAUCCGUGAUCCAUGCGCGUGGUGUGUGGAGAAUUCCUUUUGCCAGCCAGUAGAAGUGGCUUCGUUCGUCUCUUUCAGUGGUAAAACUGCCAUUACUCCACAGGGCUUUUUUUCUUUCCAGCUAAAUGUACAUACAUACAUGCAUGUCUUAGGGAUGAUGUAAGUAGUUUUCGAUUGGUCUGCGGUUCCUUUUUUAUCUGUCGAUCAGGUACAGUGUUCUGUUCCUAAAUACUUAUCGCUGUUUUAGUGCAAACAAGUAUUUAGGAACGGAGAGAAUAUAUUGCUAUCAUCGGACCAAGCAGAAAAUAACAGGAUGAGAAAAUGCUUGCUUGUUAGAACUUA